Molecule: messenger RNA, 3158 nt
Organism: Xyrichtys novacula (pearly razorfish)
Lineage: Eukaryota; Metazoa; Chordata; Actinopteri; Labriformes; Labridae
Source: the annotation of a GenBank genome assembly
AGGAAGUUCCGUCAAAUAGUUGGCGGUAAAGAAAGAUGGAGCCCGAAGAGAGAAAAGUGGAAAACAAUGAGGAAAAAAGAGAUAAAAACGAUAAAAAUGAGGAAUUAAAAGAUAAAAACGGACAAACAGACGAAACAACAGAGUACAGAGUGAGAGUUUCAUCAAAGAAAACAGUCACAGAGCAGAUUAAUAAAUAUAAAGAGAUUUUAAAAACAGCUUUGAAUGGACAACAAAACAUCGACGAAAAGAAAAAGGGAGAGAUAAUCCAAGAUCUGCUGUCGGUGAGUACGACAUAUAACUUUAUUUGACUGUUUUGAAAGUGUUUAUAUAAGAGAGAGAGAUCAUUAAAGAUACACUUAGAGUUUGUAUGAAAUAAAACUUUAUUUGACUGUUUAAAAAGUGUUUGUAUUGAAGACAGAGAUCAUUACAGAUCUACCAAGAUUCUACCAAGUAUGAAAUAUUUAUGUUUUUACUGUUUUUAAAGUGUUUAAAGUACAUUAAAAAUUAAAGUAAAUUACUAACCUGUCAGAUACCAACAGAAGAACCUUUAGUGUAGUUUACUUCAGGUAAACAGAACUAAUAACCCAAAAUAUUCAUUUACAGAUCUCUUUGCAGUUCACUUUAUUAAAACUUUAAAUCCUCAUUGUAAAGGUAGGGAUGUGUUUCCUACUUGUCUUUAGGGGUAAUGGGUGUGCAUGUGUGGGUGUGUCUGUCUUUGAAUAUGUUUGCUUGGUACAGAGAGAGAGGAGGCAGGGUGCCGAUAUAUCUGUUGACCUCUUAAAGUUUUUUAUUUUUUCUACUAUUAUAUAGUCCAGUUCUGCAAGUACAUCUAUAUAAAAUGUAUGUUUGAAAGUAUAAUUUAUUGAAAGGAUAAAAUAAACAUCCUCAAGCUGCAGUAAAAGCUUUAUGUUUUCUUCUUGGAUUCAAAGUGUGAGACAAUGAAUUAUUGUUAUUAACACAAGUAAACAGAGUGUCACUUUAGUCGGCGCAUUGAGAUAACUUUUUUAAAUCUGAAAUGACUGUUCUGUCAUUUAUUACAUUUAACAUUGAAAGUCUCUGUGUCUCUGUGCAGGACUUUGAGGCGGCUGUGAAGGACAACCUGCUUGUAAAUGGAAAACAGUGGGAGGAGGCACCUGAUGAUGAGGGUGAUUUAAUCUUUUAAUUAGUUUGAAGAGAUUUGAUUCUUGCAAAUGUUUCACUUUAUCUUGACUUAGAAGAUGAGUUUUUUUAAAGUGAGCUCAAGGCGAUAGUCUAAUGUUUAUUUCCUGCCUUAGAAAGCGAGGCUUUGGACCUGGAGAGUCUGCUGGAUGACACCAUCGUUGAGACCACCAGGAGGCGCUCCACAUACCCAAGAAAGAUCCUGCCACACGUUCUGCACGCCCUGAAAGCUGAGCGGAAACUCCUGGUGGGUCUCAGCAGCCCUGAUGUGAUAUGCUGAUUUUGUUUGAAUGAUUUUAGUCCUGUGACAUGGUGUAUAACCUGAACAAAAGAAAGACAGAAAGAAUAAAAAAUCAGACUUAAUUCAUUCUUAAUUAUUUUAAAAACGAAGAGCCACAAAACCCUGAUGAUGGUAAAGUGGAAAAGAAGUGACUGUAAUUUAACCUCACCAGAGUCAGUAAAUAAAAAUGAACUUUCCUUUUCUGACUGAAUAAAAUUGAAUUAUCAAACUUUUAUAUAUUUUUAAAUACUAACCCGCUUCCAACUUUACAGAACAAGAAAUCCAUUCGAUCAAAAUCAUUUUAAAAACAAUAAGAUUUUAACAGAAGAAACAUCCUGCUGCAUCUGGAGCUGCUGUCUCUUUGUCAUGGGUUUAUUUUUGUCUUAUUUUGCUCAUUUUAUUUCAUUUUUCAGGGUCUGUACGAGCAGGCCGUCAAACCUCAGGAAGUGCUCAGAGAUCCUGAUGGAGGUAAUUAUCCAGACAUUGCAUUUCAGAGACCGCUUUGUCCUUCUGUUCUUGUGAAUGAAUCAGGAAUAUCUACUUCUCUCUGCAACUGAAAGUUGAAAGUUCAUUGUCUAUUUAUUGUUUAUUGAAAGUUUAUGUUUCCUGUUACGAGUUUCAGAGCUCUGUGAGGAUUGUAGGAAAUAAAUAAAGCUUCAGCUAAUUCAAGUUCACUCACAGAAUACUGCAAGUGGUAGAUCUGACGGUGCCAUUUGCAGGUUUAUCAAAUACAAAACAUGACUUAUUCAAACUAAUAAUUUGGUCCCUCACUCAUUUAACUUUAGUGAAACUGUUUAUGGAGUUUAAAUCUAGUAUUUAAUUUUCUGUUUUCACUCUGACUCCUGACAGCUUUGUGUCUGUGUUAAACUGGCUGUACCUCCUCCCUGCUGUUCAAACUUUACCUGGUUAUAGAUAAUCUGCAGUUUAAACAAAAGAAAAAUGAUAAUCAGAGACAUUCAAACAGAAAUCAUCAGUUUACUCUAAGUGAAAAGGUUUUCGUUUUCCCCCAGAGAGCAUCAUGAAGGAUCUGACAGCAGCAGCUCCCAGCGCAGUGAAACAGGCAGUCCAGGUUAUCAAGGUGAGAUCUUUCUCAGCGUUAUCAGCAAAAACACCUUCAUGUAGAUAAAACAACCCUGUUUUACUGACUGUUAAUCCUGGUUACUGACUGUUAAACCUGUUGUCUUUAGUCCAUCAGUACUCUGCAGAAACAGGCUGAAGGCCUUUGUCAAGUCCUCGACAUGAAAACAAGCCACGCCUCCAUGCAGAUCCACUCAGAGGUUUUCGCUUCAAACGGCAAAUCAGACACUGUCCUGUUUCCUAUGAAAGGAGUGACCGGGAGCAGGCAGCCAAUCAAGAGAGCUGUAGAGGACGCAGCAGUGGCAAACUGUUAUGUACCUCUCAGUAAGAAACCUUCAGCAGGGGAAAAGACGGAGUAAAUAAUGUCGCAUAAUCAGAAAACAAAGAAGUGACAUUGCUGAGUCGGGGAGUUUGAUUAGAAAAGCUGUUUCAUUGCAGACGUUCAUCAAACACAGUUCAGGUGAGACAUUGAGUCAGCUCCCAUAAACUAAACGCUUUUUUUCUUUUUUGUCCAACUGUACAGCCAACACACAAACAUUUUAAAUGAUGCUUUUUCCUUUCCUUUUUUAAUAGAAACUUAUUUAUAAAAAUGUGUUUUGAAAAGUUUCCUCAGAGAUCAAUAAAACUCUGUCUGAACAUGUUA